Molecule: messenger RNA, 2705 nt
Organism: Psylliodes chrysocephalus
Lineage: Eukaryota; Metazoa; Arthropoda; Insecta; Coleoptera; Chrysomelidae
Source: the annotation of a GenBank genome assembly
CAGAUUUGUCAUCAUUGUAUUUGUCAUUACUAGAGUUGUCAGAUGUGGACUUUCUCUGUGUAUACUGUUAGAAUAAUUAUCAUUUAAAACAUUUUUUAUUAACUUAAAUGUGUAUAUCUUAAUGAGUAUAAAAGUUUAAUGAAAUCUCUAAGAUACAAGUGAAUAGAAUUACAAUGAAGUAAUACUUUGUUUGUUUAUUUACCUACGUGAUGGGUUCAAGAAUAAGGGAGAAUGUGAAACACUUUUUUGAAUGUUUUUGCGAAGUCGUGCCUCCAACAGAUCAGAAUGAACCAUGGAUUAUACAACAAUACCCAGACAAAUACAAAGAUCAGGAAGUAUUAAAAUCUGUACCAAAAUUUGCCUAUCCCUACAAAUUUCAAAAUGAUGUGAUACAGCAUUAUUCAUUUGUGCUAACUGAUCUGGAAUCAAAAUGGACCUUUGGGUUUUGCAGACAUGAUCCAAAAUCUGAAACUGCAAUUGUGGUUUUGAGUUAUUUACCAUGGCAUCAAGGCUUUUACAAAUUUUUAGAUACUACUGCAGUAUUAAUGCACAGUUCAAGAAGCGAAGAUCUCAGAGAAUUUUUAACGGCCGUAUACAAUGCGAAAAUAGCGGAGCCCGGUCGGAAAUUUAUCGUUCCUAUUAACAGAGGAGAAAGCAAUUUUUCAGUAGAUGUACCCAGACCGUUUCAAUUGCCUAGUAUACCUGAAAAUAGAAACCUCACAGAGUACUUCAACGCAGUGGAUACACAUACGAUGUCCGUAAUUUUUGCAUCGAUGCUAUUUGAAAGGCGAAUAAUAUUUACUUCGAAAAAAUUGAAACGGUUAAGCGCCUGCGUACAAUCGGCGAACGAUAUCAUAUACCCCAUGAUUUGGCAACACAUAUUUAUACCGGUGUUGCCGAUGUCGCUUAUAGAUUAUUUAUUGGCUCCCAUGCCUUUCCUUAUUGGAGUGCCUGAAGAAGUUUUUAAACAAGUUAGAAGAAGCGAAAUAGGUGAUGUAGUAAUAUUAGAUACUGACGCAAAUACCGUAGAAACGCCUUUUGAUGAUUUAAAUAGUCUUCCUCAAGAAGUGGUAACUUCCUUGAGGAAGCAAUUAAAAAACAAGCAACUGGGUGACGGAGUAUCGAGGGCUUUUUUACGAGCACUUGUUCAAUUAAUUGGCGGUUACAGAGACGCCCUCAAAUUUCAGCCUGGUCAGAAAGUCACUUUUGACGAAGAAAGGUUUAUCGAAACCAGGCCACCUUCAUUACAACCUUUUCUAAGGGAGAUGCUUCAUUUACAAAUUUUUCAACAGUUUAUCGAAGAGAGGUUAAUGAUGUUAAAUACAGGUCAGGGUUUUUCGGAUGAAUUCGAAUUUGAAAUUGAAGGAUAUUCGGCAAAAUCCGGUUCAAAACUUAAGCAACAGUACAAAGAGUGGACGACGACUAUGAAGAAAGAAGGUACAGCUUUCUUCAAAAGCGUUAAGGAUAAGGCCAAUCCUGCCAUGAAAUCGGCAGUGAAGACGGUGAAGGACGGCGGAAAAGGCGUAAAAAGUGCUUACAAAGGUCUUCGUUCCAAAUUAAAAGACAACCAGGGUCCACAUCCGUUAGAAAAUGGUUUGGAAAGGGGAGACAAACACCGUUCGGCGCCGAAUUCUCCCACAGGGAAACGAAGAACUAUAGCUGGAUUCAGUGCGCCCGUGGCAACUUACCGUAAAGAUGCAGCUCUAGCCCUUAAAAGUUCAGCUAUGCAAAGAUCGUAUAGUCCGCUGAGUCCCAGUUCCCAACCUAUGUCUCCGGACGUAAUAGAGAGUCCUAGGAGCGGUAGUCCCAUUGAUAUUCCUCAAAUCGAUUUGAUGAACGAAAUGGAAGACCUGUUACAGUUGCGUUUGGAGACACCACCUGUCGAUAGAUCUCUUAAACCAGUGCGCAGCUUAGAGAAUUUCAAAAAUACAUCACCCUUAAAUAGUCCCGAUAGAUGGGCGUUAUCACGCGCAUCCGCUCCCAUUGCUUCCUCUCCCAAUCGAUUUUUCCUCCAAAACUUGGGGCACUCGCAAGAGACCCAAAACCUCCUUCAAUCCCCCGACGACGUGUUCCUUUCCCCUCCUUCCGUACCCCCUAGGAAUCUAGCUAAAGAGGUAGGCAGGGAUCUCUUUAGCAGCACACCCUUUGUCGUUGGUGGUGGGCACAGCGAAAACGGAGAUCCAUUGUUUUUUGUUGCUAAUCAGCAUUCUGUUGACAUUGUCAAAUUGUCGCCUCCAACGCAUUCGCCUAGGCGAAAGCACAAUCAAGAGACUGAAGACCUGAUACGCCUCGAUUCCGCAUCAGACAUUGACGAUUUCGACCCGCUAAAAUCCAAAUCUUCGAAUGACAAAACCAAACUUCCUUUAACAAUAUCGAAUCCACUCUACACAUACGAAAACACCGGUGCGAAACAAAACGGUGGCGUUUCGAAUCAAAAUUUUCAACAGCAGAAUAGAGAUACGAGAAACGAUCAAGACUUGCUGCAGGAAUAUGGCUUGAAUUUUAACUUUUCCAGUGUACAAAAUCAAAAUAGUUUCGACCCUUUCGGUACUAGUAGUAAAGUCAAUAUGAAGAGUCAGUGGACGAAGUUUGAAUGAAUGAUGCGGUGAUAUUGCGAGAAAGCCAUUGAAAUUUAAGGUGUAAUUCUAGGUAAGCUUUCUGUCAUUUUUAGAAUAUAUGCCGUUCAGUUUCUUUCUAAAUCCGAG